Molecule: messenger RNA, 2732 nt
Organism: Parasteatoda tepidariorum (common house spider)
Lineage: Eukaryota; Metazoa; Arthropoda; Arachnida; Araneae; Theridiidae
Source: RefSeq, a predicted model, not a curated record
GACCCACUUCCCGAAUUUCACUGGGUCACUCCUUUAGAAGUUGUUUUUUUAAGAGGUUCAGUCCGAACUCGCGAGUUGUUCGAAAAAGUAACAGUUCCUAUUACCCAUCAUGGGGAAUAGAAUUUUGUACCUCAUAUUGUGUGUGAUACUAGUCAGUAGGGGGAUUUUCUCAGAAGAGACGAAAGAUAUAGACAUCAAGCAAGAUGAUGAUAAUGAUCCUAUUUUGCACAGCCUUCAUUCCGUACUUAUCAAUAAAAUGUCUGACGCCAGAAACACAGUCCUGCACGGUAGUUCAGCUGGCCAUAUCUUAGUUCUGGAUCCUUUUAAAAUGGAACCACUCACUCUGACAGUUCAAGAACCUAAAGGAUUUGUUAAUGUUUCACUUAAGAAAAUCUCAGUGGAGGGACUCGGAAAUUUUCAACUACGGGACAUCGUAACUAAUCUGGAUAUUUUAAGAACAUCUGUUCUUUUGAGAUUCCCAGAAGUCAAAGUGAUGGCCAGCUAUAAACUGAAGGGUUUCCUCAAUCCACCCUUCUCUCAGUCUUUAGUGGAUGAAGGUAUAUAUGAAGCCAAAGUAAACGAUGCAGUAGCAACUUGGAUUGGAAGAAUUGAACUGAAGGAUGCAUCUCAUUCUGGUAACGCCAUACUAUCAUUGAGUCAAGCUGCAUUUAGGACAUAUUGGAAUUCGGCAACGCAUGCUUUCACGUCCUUCUUGAAGAAAAACGAAGGAGCCUUGCAACAAGCGACAGAGCUCCUGCAGGCAGUCAGUGCUGCUGUAGUCGAAAAAGUACAAAAACUAGCGGAAGAAGGGUUAGAGCAGGCCAUUGCUCACGUCAUGGGACGUUCUAAACCAAGUUCCUGGUUUGAAAUGUAUCCACCUGUAGCUCCGGAUCUCACAUCAACCCUUAUUGAUCCAGAUUUUGAAUUACUAGAAGAAGAUACGUCUCCAUUUAUUACCGAAGCCAAACCAGAUGGUUCUACCAUUGACGGUAGGAGUCCACGUAGAAAGAGACAAGUUCCAUGCGAAAACGGUGAAGGCUUGGAUGAUUAUGUUGACACUUUGUUGCGUUUUGGAAGGCGUCUGAUUCGGUUCCAGGAGCCAAUUGCAUUUCCGAAUACCACAGUCAAGGUAGACGACAUGUUGACAGUAUUUAUAUACAAUGGUGGUAUCCGCGGAGUUUCAAAUUUAUCUAGAAGGAAGAAUGCUUACGUAAAAUGCACAAAUUCCACCACAACUUUGGGUCUAGUAGUCCGAUUGGAGAACUUGAGAGUAAAUUUAAAAUACAGAGUGUUACAAGAUUACAGACUUUUGCUGUUUAAUGGAGACGGAGAAACUCGUAUCAGAGAAGUCAUAGUUCUAGUCCAGCUCACCCAAAUUACUUCACCGACAGGAGAAAUAACUCAAAGAUUAGACAGGUUGAAAAUAUGGAAACUCGGUCACGUGACAGUGCGACUGAAAGGUUUGGGCAAUCUAACAUCAGCUCUGUCUAUGCUGAUCACCCAUCAAGUCAAUGAGGAUCCCAAAGCUGUUAUUCCUAUAGCUGAAGCUCAGAUUACUCACGUCAUCAGACAACAGCUCAAUAACAUCACCAUCCCGAUCUUCUCCAUCAUUUAAAACAACAAAACAAAACUCCCGUCAAAAGAAUGAAAUUUUAUUCUUGUGAUAUUUUGAGCUAUCUCAGCGACAUCAUUUCACGCUACCGAGCACACUUUCUUUUUGAAAGUAAAUUCUAUUCUAAUAAUCCAAGCAUCUGAAAUUUUGUUUUAAGCAUUUUCACUUGUCAACAAAAUUUAUCUAUGAUAUUUUAAAAGUAUAAAAUAUGCAUUCCUUAAUUGAUAAUUUGAAUUGGAUACUUGCCACUAUUCAUACGGCUGUAUCUAAUCACGUGCUUGUGCAUGGUGUUUUGACGUCACUUUAAAGCUUGGGUUUCGUUGAAUAAAUUUUCGAAUCAGAUACCUUCAGUCGUGACAUCAUUUGCAAGUAUCCAAUUUAAAAAGUUAUAAUUUAAUUUAAGAACACAUAACUUCUUUUUUAAAUAAAUUCUAUUUAAAAAGAGUGACUUGAAACAGAUUUUUAGAAAUUUAUAAACUAAUAGUGAGAAAAUAAAAACAAUUGGUCAUAAACAAUUGAAUAAAGAUUAUCAACUAAUUAUAUCAAUGAACCACAUUUGUGCUUGUUACAUUAAAUUUCUAUUUAUAUGUAAAGUAGGUUUAGAAAAUUAAUCUUAUUAUAAUUAAUAUACAUUUUAUACAUUUCUAUUAAAAGUAUAAUAAAUAGAAUGCUUAUUGAAAAAUUAUAUAUACAAAAAUAUUUUUGUGUAAAGUUUUUAUCAAUGCUAUUGCGAAAAACAUUACCAUAUUUAAGAUAUCACACAUCAAUUCAUUUCAUUCCAAUGUUUCAGUUUCUUAAAAAUAAAAAUAUUAUUCCUUCAUUAAUUGUCAUCAUAUCGAGCAUAAUCUUAAUUUAUAUUAUCAUUGUGUUUAAUUCAACUUAUUACAUUAAAAAGCAAUUAAAAAGGAGGAAAAUUAGUAUGUAUUUGAAUAUUAAUAUUACAUCUGGAAAAAAAAAUCAAUUUAGUUGAAUGUUUUGAUUGUAAAUAUGAAUUCAACUUUUUGAGUUGUGGAGCAUAUUGUAAUGGUUCAUCUAAACAUUUGUAUAAAUGCUUGUAAUAUAAACAUACUUGUGGUUUUUGUAAUGAAUAUUUUGUAAAUAAAUAAAUGUAAAAAUGAAA